UCUCCCCUGCCGCUCCCGCGUGUCCCGCCUGCCUCCCUCUCUCUGCCCACACUGCUGGUGCCAGGCCUGGGACGUCUGCCCCGGGAGGAUGGCCGCUCUGCGCACACUGUGGACGGGGCUGGUCCUGCUGGGGGUCCUGGGGGUCCUGCAGACCCGGGCCGAGGCCCAGGUAUCCCUGCAGCCCAACUUCCAACAGGACAAGUUCCUGGGUCUCUGGUUCACCGCGGGCCUCGCCUCCAACUCGAGCUGGAUCCGAGAGAAGAAGGCAGCUCUGUCCAUGUGCACAUCGUUGGUGGCCCCGACUGAGGACGGCGGACUUAACCUCACCGUCACCUUCCUGAGGAAGGACCAGUGUGAGACCCGGACUCUGCUGCUGCAGCCAGUGGGCCCCCCGGGCUGCUACAGCUACACCAGCCAGCACUGGGGCAGCACGAACGACGUGCGGGUGGUGGAGACGGAUUACGGAGAGUACGCCCUGCUGCACACCGAGGGCACCAAGGGCCCGGGCCAGGACUUCCACGUGGCCACUCUCUACAGCCGGACCCAGACCCCCAAGGCGGAAGUGAAGGAGAAGUUCACUGCCUUCGCCAAGGCCCAGGGCUUCACAGAGGACAGCAUUGUCUUCCUGCCCCCAACCGAUAAGUGCAUGGAAGGACACCAGUAGGUGGUCCGCCCUCGGGACCUGGCUGCCCUGCUCUGCUCUGCUGUCCUCCAAGGCCCCCGAGACCCCAGCCCUGGCUCCACCGGCCACCCCUUCGCCCACUCGGCUCUGUCCUGCCUCUGAGAAUAAAGUCCUGAAGCAAGUCA
Messenger RNA from Artibeus jamaicensis (Jamaican fruit-eating bat), 807 nucleotides. RefSeq names its product prostaglandin D2 synthase (gene PTGDS). Gene Ontology annotation, molecular function: small molecule binding. NCBI's taxonomy places the organism in Eukaryota, Metazoa, Chordata, Mammalia, Chiroptera, Phyllostomidae. Bases 89 to 664 code for a protein of 191 amino acids. The record is from RefSeq and is a predicted model, not a curated record. The transcript is spliced from 7 exons.